This is a messenger RNA of Aspergillus saccharolyticus JOP 1030-1, 1164 nucleotides long. Its product is annotated as ankyrin repeat protein. Gene Ontology annotation, molecular function: protein binding. Bases 115 to 777 code for a protein of 220 amino acids. The record is from RefSeq and is a predicted model, not a curated record. NCBI's taxonomy places the organism in Eukaryota, Fungi, Ascomycota, Eurotiomycetes, Eurotiales, Aspergillaceae. The transcript is spliced from 2 exons.
CUCCUCGUUCACUUUUUUAGCCUGACGCAGUAUUCCAAUUCCUGUUCACACAAUCUCCUCUAUUCCGGUAUUAUUUACUCAUCUAGCAUACUUGUGUGACUCAAAGCCAUCACGAUGAGUCAACCCAACCCCUACAUUCUGGCCGCCGAAAACCCCUCCGCUCUUCUGACUCUUUUGGGCUCGAAUCCCUCCAUCGCUUCCGGUCAGGAUGAGCACGGUUACUCAUUACUCCAUGCUGCCGCUUCUUAUGGCCACAUCGAUCUUCUGCGCGCUCUUGUGAAAGAGUUUAAGGUGGAUGUCAACCUUCUCGACGAAGAUGGGGAGACCUGCCUGUUCGUGACGGAAAGUGUCGAAAUUGCGAGAUGUCUUGUCGAAGAACUCGGUGUUGAUUACAGCAAGAGAAACGAUGAGGGUCUGGCCGCGUAUGAGACUAUUGAAAAUGACGACUCGUUCCCCGAAGUUGCAGCCUAUCUGCGGCAAGUAGCCGGCGUCCCAGCCCCCGCCCCUGCAGACACUUCGGCGGAGGCGGCCUUGAACCAGCCUCCUCCUCUGCCUGCAAACCUCCAGCUUAAUCUGGGCACGGUGUCGGAGCAAGAGGCCAAUGCGGGGAUUGACCAGGUGGACCCCGAGUUCAAGCGCCGGAUCGAUGAGCUGGCCGCACGAGAAGACUUUCACAGUGAAGCUACGCAGGCUCAAUUGCGGGCGCUUGUCAUGGAUGCCAUCCGAGGCUCUAGUAUCGAGACCGAUGAUCGUGGUGUGCGCCGGAGAACAGAUUAAGAAAGUUCGAUCGUUGAUUCUAAAACACCAUCCGACAUGCAAAAGCAACCAUCUAUCUCAUCUGGGCCAUCCUGGACGUGUUGGUUGAAUUUGGUCAGCCUGUGAGGGAUAUGGUACUCGCUAUCGGACCAACAUCAGACCUGCAAAGUUCCUUGUUGCCUCUCACGGUAGCAUCGCGUGGCUGUCACAGCAACGAAACCAGGACGAGACCUGCAUCAAGUCCUUGCAAAUAUAACAGCCAUGUGUCAACCGAGAAGUUUAGUCCAGGCUUCGAUGAGUUGCGCUCGCGUACUAGGAGACUAUCCUACUGAGAAGUGGCAACCACAAAAACUAUAUACUACGCACGAAUUAGACAAUGUUGCGUCUUCUGGACGAAUGUACUGCUGC